Messenger RNA from Mercenaria mercenaria, 2827 nucleotides. RefSeq lists its product as uncharacterized. NCBI's taxonomy places the organism in Eukaryota, Metazoa, Mollusca, Bivalvia, Venerida, Veneridae. The coding region runs from base 110 to 2827 and encodes 905 amino acids. The transcript is spliced from 6 exons. The record is from RefSeq and is a predicted model, not a curated record.
GCACAGGCGCAGCCAAACUUCGUUGUGGAAUCUACAAGUUAACAUGGCAGCAAUGAGCCCUGGACAUACAGGCAAAUAAAGAAACCAGGGGUUCCAAUCCAUUAUCAGGAUGGCACAUCAACGUCAUUUAGAGAAGGAAAAGUACAGACAAUGGGUGAAAGCCGGACUUGGUUUAGGAUAUUUAAAAGAAGGACUAUCGCCUUUUUGUGACGACGUCGCCAAACAACAGCAUAAAGACAUCUUAGAUAACAUUAAACAGACAAAGAAUCUAUCGACUGUGACAUGUGGUCAGUGUGCUCUGAGAACUCUCAAACCUGACCAUGUUAAAAUAGGAAAGAAUCAAUGUCCUUAUGGCCAAGCUAACUGUAACUGCUGCUAUACGACUGGUAAAAUUGCUUGUCCAAACAACGUAUGUGGCGCCAUCUAUGACAACAUUAUAACUAACCAUGCGUACACACCACCAGCUCCUUCUUGGAAAAACACCCAAUCUCAGCAGUGGACUGGAGAUCCGUGGAGUAUAGCUAAAUGUUUCAUCAACGCUCCUGGAUAUGAUCAGAAGACAUCAGCAGCCGACAUCGACUGCACGGGAUUACUGCAUGUGAUUAUCAACAACAAAUAUUUUCAUAAUCACAUUCUGUGUAAUUUAGGUGGAGCCAAUGUAUUUCUAAAGGUGAGACAAUACAGAAACGAGAUUUUCCACUCAAGCACCAUGGAAUUAGAAGAGGCAGAUGCAAAUAGAUACAUAGAUGAUAUGAUUGCAGUGCUGGAAGAUGGUAAGGAACUGAUCAGCCGAAAAGAUGCUCAGGACGCCGUAAAGAAACUUGAAGAGCUGAAGAAUGACGAUUUCAUCAUAACCACUGAAAAUAUGGAGAAAGUUCUUGGAGAUAUCAAAGAAGAAUUAAUGGAAGCUAUGAGAAAAUCAACAGAAGGUCUUGCGACUAAGGACGAUUGUGACGAUCUCAAAAUGAAAAUGUCUACACUGGAAUCUCUCAUGUCUGAAAUAAUGGAGGAAAUAAAAAGACCAAAGACAGAUGAUUUUGCCAAAAAGGAACAGUCGGAUUACGAAAAGUCCAAGUUAGAGUUACAGACAAGUUUGAUAGAGUUUUACAGUGAAGAUGUGCUACACAUGUCUGCACUUCCACAACAACAGGAGGGUAAUCUGUGUGACUUUAAAGAUUUGUACGUCAGACCACGAAUGGUAAUUGAAUCAAAGGGUAACAAACAAACAGAGGAGACUGCUGUUCUAUCAAUGUCUGAUAUUUUCCAAAAAGACCGUAAACCUUUAAAAAAAGUCUAUGUCCUCGGAGAAGCGGGAUCAGGUAAAAGUAGUUUCUGUAAAAGUUUGGUAAAUUACUGGUGUUUGGCACAUUCUGAUGAAGGACAAAUUAUUGACGAUGAGUUCAGUGGCGUCAGGGAAAUGAAGAAAUUUAACUUUUUGUUUCUUCUUCCUCUCCGUCAUUAUACACAUAAGGUAAAAAUAAAAGAAAUGCUGGAGGAAAAGUACGAUCAUCCUGUUCUAACGAAGCUUCUUGAAUGCGAGUCUCAAACCUGUCUCGUUGUUCUUGAUGGUCUUGAUGAAUGGACUUCUCAAGCGUCAAAACGUCCUCCUGAACGAGACUCGUUGAAGCAGUAUACCGUCAUAACUACGUCACGACCCUGGAAAAUUGCAACGUUAGGAAUAAGCGAUACAGAGAUACGACAUAAGAUUGUCCUUAAGGGGUUUGAUGAUAAAACAUCUUUAAGGAACAUGAUUGGAAAGACAGUUCCAAUAUUAAACAAAACGUUUGAAAAAGACAAAGUUUCAAGUGAUUGUGAAAAGGCGCUUGAAAACAAAUCUGUGAAAAAUCUAAAACAUACAGCGAUUAUGCUGCAGCAGUUGAUUUGCCUGUGGUUUGACGACAAACUUCAUGAUGAAAUCUCCAGAUGUGCGCUAUACACUGAAAUGCUGGAGCUUUUCUUUGAUUGGCACAAGAAAAACUCCGACGAUCCUCUGUUCACAAAAAUGAUGAAGAAAUCAGAAGACCUGAAAAAUGUAAAACUUCCUCUCUGUCUGAGAGAUUCUGAAGUCUGUAAAUCACAUAGUUAUAUCAUUCAUGAUGUUUCAAGGUUAGCUUAUGAAACACUGUUCAAUAACACGAAAGAAACGUCUUUGUCAUUUGAUAGUUCUACCUUUGAACAAAAGAAAAUAUCAAAAGAUGUAAAAUCAUGUUGUUUGAAAUUGGGAAUCUUGUCUGAAGAUAAAUGUCAGAGUUUGUCUGCAAGUAGAAGUAGAAGAUCGGUCAUUUCGUUUGUUCACAAGUCAUUUCAAGAAUAUUUGGCUGCUGUAUAUAUUGCUAUCUGUUUCGAAGAACGUAUCGCGCCGUUCCCAGAUUCGGUAAACACAGAUUUAUCUGGUCAUUGUGUACAGCAUAUUACAGACUUUUUCAGUAAGUGCAUAGCAUUGGAUGAAAUCUUAGAACAGGAAAAUGUAUUAAUUAUGCUAUGUGGUCUAGAGCCUCAAAUCGCUUCAUCCGUUUCAAAGUAUAUAUACGAUAUUGUUACAACGGACAAACGUGUAUUGCAACACAGACGAACAAUAGAUAAUCAUUUUAAACAUACAUAUCUUAUCUCAACAGUCCAGAAAUGUAUUUUUAAAUGUAUAGAAGAAAUGCAAGCAUGUAUACAGUCCAGCCUUAAUCUAGGUGACAUAUUCGUUCAAAGUACGUCCGAUUGCGAGCGUUUAUGUAAAAUUUUUGAAAAGCAAUUUAUUUCUCCUGACAGUGUCGUUGAGUUCAUUAUUGGUUCCUUGGUUAAGGUUUUGCCAAGUACAUAUAGCAUUUACAUUUAA